Messenger RNA from Fomitopsis serialis, 692 nucleotides. RefSeq lists its product as uncharacterized. Lineage: Eukaryota; Fungi; Basidiomycota; Agaricomycetes; Polyporales; Fomitopsidaceae. The transcript has 2 exons. The coding region runs from base 13 to 579 and encodes 188 amino acids. The record is from RefSeq and is a predicted model, not a curated record.
CUUCCUAUCGCCAUGUCCAAGGACCCGACUCGCCACCAGCUAUCAUCCAGGCUAGCCUACAGCGCACACACGCCCAUCUUUCUCCAGCGGCUGCAGGCACGCGUUGGCGGGGCAGAACGAGACGAUGACGACGACGAUGAGUAUGAGUACGACGGAUCUGGGCGUCCACCGAUACCCAAGCGUCCUGCCAUACCAGAGCGUCCAGACGACGACCCGGGCAGUGCUGACGAAGACGGUGGUGAGGAGAAACCGCAGAUAGUGGUACUGAAGGAAGGGAAACAUCUCUCAGAGAGGGAGGCAGAGAACGAGAAGCGAAAGGCGAAAGGCUUGCCGCCUCUGCCUGACCCUGAGGACAGAAGCGCAGAAGAGUCCGCCUCGCCUGACAGGUUGAAGAAGGAGAGCGCAGAAAAGCAGGCUCAAAACUACGGGUUGAUUGGUUCGAAGACAAAGCCUUCCAAACGGAAAGCUGUAGGCGACGGGCGAGAUAGCGAGCCACCAACAAACAAAUCAUCGAAGAGCACAAAAAAGAAGCCGAAGAAAGCAGAGAAGAAACUACUCUCCUUUGGAGACGAGUCUUGAUCUGUGCGCAUGCUAUCGCGCGUCGCCUUCGCGAACGCUGCGUAUCAGACCUGGUCCUCCCUCGAAGGUGUCAUUCGCACUUCUCACUAUUUGCGGGAAACUCAUUACAUUGA